CAAACACAGGCACGGCUUUCCAGAAGGAAUGGGUCAUGUAACGCAACAUUAAACCAUAUCGAUAUAAACAACAUUGCUUCGUUAGUGGGGAGGCAUCGGAUGCGAGGACGUUAGGUGCACCGGUGCGACCUAGGAAAAAUCUUAGUCGCACCCUUUCAAAUUUUGGUCGCAGUGUUUUAGAAUUUUCCAUUACCAGGCGGUUCGCUGCACUGUUUUACUUCUUACCACUUCAUAUAACCACACAACCACCUUCGUGGCUACUCACAUGAACAAAUGCAGGCAGAGUAGUGGAAAACUGAAAAUCCCAUACAAUAAUUCAAAUGUGUAGGAGACGUGCAGAGCUGAAAAUGAUGCGACGUGCUGGCUAAGAGUACAACAGAAUCAGCAGCAGUUGUUGUCAUCAGCACAGCUAGUCUAAAUUGAGCUAACACAGAUGCAUGCUCACCCAUACAAGACAGAACUUAGGGUUGUUGCUGCUCACAACGUGGGCGCAGGGUGCUCCUGAACUGCUGGCCAUGCCCUGUCCAUGAGUUCAUGUGGCUUCUCAGAAGGCUACAAAACAGAUACUGUACGCUUUUAGAUAAACUAGGUGGUGGGUCCCCCGGCUGCAGGGGCUUUUCAGGAGCGCCCUUCUAAACCAACCGCCUUUCGCAAGUUCUACGAGCGUGGAGAGUUCCCGAUGGCACUGGAGCAUGACACCAAAGGCAACCGCAUUGCAUGGAAGGUGGAGAUUGAGAAGCUGGACUACCACCACUAUCUGCCUCUGUUCUUUGAUGGCUUAUGCGAGACUGUUCAUCCGUAUGAGUUCUUCGCCCGCCAGGGAGUCCAUGACAUGCUGGAGCAUGGAGGCCCCAAGAUCCAGCCUGUCAUUCCCCAGCUCAUCAUCCCCAUCAAGAAUGCGCUGAAUACGAGGAACCGUCAGGUGAUCUGCACCACUUUGAAAGUCCUGCAGCAUCUGGUGAUGUCUGGAGACAUGGUGGGAGAGGCUCUGGUGCCCUACUACAGACAGAUCCUGCCCAUUCUCAACAUCUUCAAGAACAUGAACGUCAACUCUGGUGAUGGCAUCGACUACAGCCAGCAGAAGAGAGAGAACAUCGGGGACCUGAUCCAGGAGACUCUGGAGGUCUUUGAGCGCUACGGAGGAGAGGAUGCCUUCAUAAACAUCAAAUACAUGGUGCCCACCUACGAGUCCUGCAUGAUCAACUGAGGAGGAGGGGUGCGGGGGGGGUGUCCCCCUGACAUUGCACAGACUAUUGACUUUAUCUGUUUGUCAGUCCUUCUUUAUCUGCCCCCCCAACUCUAAAUAGAACACUUAUUUUAUCCCUUUCUUCUUCACUCCAUCAUUCUCUUUUUGUGUCAGAAGAGUACCAUAUCCUUUUAUUGUCCUAUUAAAUGUAUUACUAGUGAUACUUUCUGUAACUGUGUAUUUAACACUAUCACUUGUUAAUACCAAUAGAAGCUUGACAGAACAAACGUGCCCCAUUGAAAUACACCAAUAUGCCUAAUAUUGUA
This is a messenger RNA of Perca flavescens (yellow perch), 1512 nucleotides long. It is a transcript of the gene pacrg, whose product is annotated as PARK2 co-regulated. Lineage: Eukaryota; Metazoa; Chordata; Actinopteri; Perciformes; Percidae. The transcript has 5 exons. Gene Ontology annotation, molecular function: Hsp90 protein binding; Hsp70 protein binding. The coding region runs from base 680 to 1207 and encodes 175 amino acids. Gene Ontology annotation, cellular component: neuron projection; vesicle; cytosol. The record is from RefSeq and is a predicted model, not a curated record.